AUGUCUGAGACACUCGCCCCCGGCGUGCCGACGACUGGGGUUGCGAUCACCCCGGCAUUAUACUCGCGGCCAGCGCAUUCCCACUCGUGCACGAUCUGCCAGCGGCGCAAGGUCAAGUGCGACCGACAGGAGCCCUGCUCCAACUGUGCUCGGGCAGGGUCGGAAUGCAUCUACCGGGCGCCACGGCCGCCGCGGCGGCGGCGCAGAAAGGUGACGGCUGAAGAGAUUCUAGGUAGCCGCUUGCGACGGUAUGAGGAGAUUUUGAAACAGAACGGGAUAGACCCGUCUGUUUAUUCACGGAGUGACGCUCCAGCGUCGGGAGGGUCGGACUUGUCCAUCAGGACGGCUGAGACCCUUGCUGCCGAUGACAGCCAGGAGCGCCUCACGACGCGGACCGAUGACCAGUCCAGUACGGGCAGGUUGAUUGCAAAGGACGGGAAAUCCGUCUAUUUGGAUAACCAUCUAUGGGCCAGCGUUAGUAACGAGCUGCAAGAUGAAAAGGAUGUUCUUCAAGAGCUGUCGGAUGCCGAGUCGGACGAGUUUGGGCAGAGUGAUUCGGAAGUUGGUCCCGAUGCAUCCUCGCUGCUCUUUGAUCCGCCGUCGCGACGGUCGUUGAUUUUGCUGCAUCCUAACCCUGUCCAUGUCUUUCGAUUCUGGCAAACCUUUCUUGAAAAUGUACAUCCACUCACGAAGAUCGUUCACGCCCCGAGCAUCCAGCAGCAUAUCCUCGAGGCGGCCGGGGACCCGAGCAAGAUUGGCAGGGACCUAGAGGCCUUGAUGUUCUCGAUCUAUUGCAUUUCUCUCAUCUCACUUCAAGACGACGAGGUACGGCAGUCUUUUGGCGAGCCGAGAUCCACUCUUCUAGCACGGUAUAGACGAGGAGCAGAGCUAGCGCUGCAAAACGCUGGGAUCCUGCGGACUUCGAAUCUCAUGGUUCUGCAAGCUUUUAUGCUCUACCUGCUUUCGAUGCGGUCUCUUAUUGAUCCCCAUACUGUCUGGUCGCUCACCGGAAUUGCCGUCCGCAUCUCGCAGCGGAUCGGUCUGCACAAGGACGGAUCCAAUAUUGGCCUGUCUGUCUUCGAGACGGAGCUGCGGCGGCGCAUGUGGCACCAGAUGCUCAUCAUCGAUGCGACUGCCGCCCGACAGUCCGGCUCUGGCCACGUCAUGUUCAUCCCUGCUGCCAACACGAAGGCCCCGCUUAAUGUCAACGACAGCGACCUCGAUCCUCACAUGACCGAACCACCGCGCGAACACAGCGGUCUGACAGAGAUGGUCUUCUGCCUGACGCGCAUCCAGUUCGGGGAAUGGCUACGACAGCAGCCUCAGGGGUCAGGCUUUGACGGCCAUUGGAGCUUCCUGGCCAGUCCCAACAUCUCCCUCGCGCAGAAGGACGAGGCUAUCGACAAGCUGGAGGCGAUGCUGGAGGAGAAGAUUGUCAACCACUGCGACCCAGCGAUUCCGCUGCACUUCAUAUCAACCGUGCUGGCUCGGUCGGUCGUGUCCAUCAUGCGACUCAACGCGCACCACCCACGGCGGUACCAGGGGACGGGGAACAUGAUCGCCCCCGAGGAGCGCGAUAAGAUCUUCCUCGUGUGCUUGCAGGUGGCCGAGUACGCCAUCCUGGUGCACACCACGCCGAGCACGAAGCGCUACUCGUGGCAUGCGGACAAUCACACUCCCUGGGACGCGCUACUCUUCAUCCUCAGCGAGCUGCGCCACCGCUUCCAGGGCAAGGAGGUUGAAAAGGCCUGGUCGCUGAUCGACGCCAACUGCGUUCGCCAGUACCAGCAAAUGAUUGGGCCCUGGGCCAAGCACCCGCUGCACAUCGCUGUCCGCAGGCUCAUCCUCCACACCUGGAAGGCGCACAUCGACGAAUGCGCCAAGAUCAACAUCGCUCCCGUGCCCCGGCCACAGAUCAUCCCGAUCCUACUAGAGCAGCAGACCCGCACGUCGCAGACCGGCUCCGCAGCCGCGUAUACGCUGAAUGUCCCCCUUGCCCCUGUUUAUCCUGCUGCUGCUGCCCCAGUGCUGGACGACCCUGUUCUCGUCGAGGGCCAAGGCAUUCAAUACUCGCCCGGCGCCAUGGCAGAUCUGGAUCAUCUGGACCUGAGCUUGAUCGACGGCGUCUCCGAUUUCAGGGACAGCCCGAUGGACUGGGACCAGUGGGAUAACCUGGUGCAGCAGUUCCAUCAGUAUACGAAUGAGUCGUUUGAAUAUUGA
Molecule: messenger RNA, 2220 nt
Organism: Penicilliopsis zonata CBS 506.65
Lineage: Eukaryota; Fungi; Ascomycota; Eurotiomycetes; Eurotiales; Aspergillaceae
Exons: 4
Coding region: 1-2220 (739 amino acids)
Biological process (GO): regulation of DNA-templated transcription; DNA-templated transcription
Molecular function (GO): DNA binding; zinc ion binding; DNA-binding transcription factor activity, RNA polymerase II-specific
Source: RefSeq, a predicted model, not a curated record